AUGACAGACGAGGACCAAAGGGCCCUGGCCGUGAAGACGGUUGCGGCCGUCUUCAUGUCGGUGGCAUGUUUAUCGGUAUUCUUGCGUUGCUAUGUCCGUGGUUGGGUGGUCAAGGCGUUUGGAUGGGAUGAUGGGUCGAUGAUUUUGGCAUUGGCAUUCUAUGUCAUGUUCGCCGCCUGUACGAUCGGUGGCACUUUGUACGGCACUGGGCAUAAGUUCGAGCACCUCACAGCAUCUGACCGGGUGAUUGCGAUGAAGUAUUGGUGGCUUUGCGAAAUUGCUUACUGCUUCGCCUCGAUCUUCUGCAAGAUUUCUAUCUGCCUUUUCCUCAUGAGAAUCACCAUCAGAAGACUCCACAUCUGGAUAAUUUACAUUGUUAUGGUCCUUACCGUCCUCGCAGGAUUGGUGUUUAUGUUCCUGAUGCUUCUACAAUGCAAGCCUCUUUCGUACUUCUGGACGCGGGCUGCUCUGGAUCCUAGCAUUGAGGGCUAUUGCAUCAGCAUCAACAUCAUCAUCACCAUGACAUACGUGUACAGUGCAUUCGCAGCGCUGUGUGAUUUUACUGUUGGGAUCUUGCCCAUUUUCAUUGUGUACAAGCUACAAAUGAGACGAGAGAUGAAACUGGCUGUGGGAGGCAUUCUGAGCAUGGCUUGCGUUGCGUCAGCAGCCGUGGUUAUCAGGCUUCCAUACGUGAAAACAUUUGCCAAUCCUGAGUUCCUCUAUGCUACCGUCCCGAUCGCCAUUUGGUCGAAUACUGAGGCUGGCCUUGGUAUCACCGCUGGUAGUCUCGCAACCCUCCGUCCUCUAUUGCGUGUUUGGCUUGGCUCUCACGCCGACUCAAAAUAUCCGUCUGGCUUCCCGAGAGCAUCUGCGUCACACAACCGAGGUAAUUCGGGACGGCUGAUACCAUUGGGGUCAAUGGAUGAGAACCUGCAUGGAGACUUGAGACCGGAUAAAUUGGCUGUCAUGGUGAACAGUAUCGAAAGCCGGAGAGACGGGGAGAACACGACCUCAUCUAGUCCGAAAAGCAGUGAAGAGAGGCUGACUCUUGACCAUGCGACACCCUCCGAUCAGGAAAAGCUGGAAGUGGGUAUUCAUCAAACAUUCGAAGUCACGCAGACGACGACUGUGAACAGGAAUUAUGGAGAAGGGUCUCAUCGAAACGUGAGGGAACAUGUGUAA
Messenger RNA from Penicillium lagena, 1182 nucleotides. Its product is annotated as putative integral membrane protein. The transcript has 5 exons. The record is from RefSeq and is a predicted model, not a curated record. The coding region runs from base 1 to 1182 and encodes 393 amino acids. NCBI's taxonomy places the organism in Eukaryota, Fungi, Ascomycota, Eurotiomycetes, Eurotiales, Aspergillaceae.